AUCACACAGUCUUGUGUGCAUUCAAACACUGGCCAAUGACUGCUUUCCCCUAAAGUGUCUGAGUUUACAGUGUGUGUAAAGCUGCAUAAAUAGAGUCCUCGGGGACUGUAAUGUUACAUUCCAACUGCCUCCUUGCAAAAACAUAGACUUGUACACAAUGUGUUCCCCGAGGAAAAUAACCAGUGCUGGAGUAAGAUUACGCUGUAAAUGUAUCAAGAACCUGGAGCCAAGCAUGAAAAAGGCGACCAAGCCCACGGCCGCCACCUCCAGAACCUCAGCGGGCACUAAAGCCCCAGGCAGACCUGAGGGAAACCGUAACAUGGGCACUGGUGGCAAGAUGACGAACAAAACCCAGAGUUCAGCUCCACUGUCUAAGGCAAAGAGCAAUGAUGAUCUCCCAGCGGUGAGUGCAGGAAGUGGACCAGUAUCUGUUAGCAACAGUAACACUACUGCUAGAAACAAGAGAGGAAGCUCCUCUCAGAACACCAGCAGCACUGAGACCAGGUCCAAGACCAGUUCAGGAAGACGUGUAUUGUCAUCCACAGCCAAGGAUCCAGGUACGACCCGAGAAAACGUGCGAGAACGUUCCAGAACUAGUGUUGCCAAAAAGCUUGCGGGACCCAACGAUGCCAUGCCUCAGAAACGAUCACGAUGCCGUAACGUAGCUGAGACUGAUUCUCGGAUGAGCAAAUCUCGCCCAGACAGCCAGAUGAGCCAGAAAGCAGUGCUGGAGUGCCAAGUGAACGACCUGCUGGACUUAUCCAAAAGCAAAGACCUGGAGAUCCUCCAUCUCCGCUCUGAACUUAGAGGUAUGAGAGCCCAACUUGGUCUUGAAGAACUUGAGGCCCCUGAUGCAGGACAAGCAUCUCAAGAGACCAAGCAGCCUCGGGAGAAAGAGAUUUCUUCAGUGAUCAGUGCCACAGAUGUGGAGUCCACUCUGCUCCUCCUUCAAGACCAGAACCAGGGCAUCCUUGAUGAGCUAAAUAUGCUGAAGAGCGAAAACCGGAUGCUGAAGGAUCGUCUCAAUGCUCUUGGCUUCUCUCUGGAGCAUCGUCUAGACAGCCCUGACAAAGUUCUGCGCUGCCCAUCCUUUAGUCCUGAGCCUGUAUCUGGUGGAGGCAGUGGAGGUCACAGCGAAAACUGUGGGGGUGGUAUGCCUGCAUCUUCUGCAGAAGGCUCUGCCCAAGGCUCUACCGAGGACCUGCUUUCAGAAACGAGACGUGUAGGCUCUUCAGAUGCACUGGACAGUGAGUGCAGUGAGGCCUACCAGCCCAUCACCUCCAGUGAUGAUGCUCUGGAUGCGCCCUCAGGUUGUGGAUCCUCUUCUGAAUCAGAAGGAGGGCCACCGAGCCGGGAACAUUCCCGCAGGGGCAGCAGCGGGAACACCAGUGAGAUUUCCGUGGCCUGCCUGACUGAGCGCAUCCAUCAAAUGGAGGAGAACCAGCACAGCACAGCAGAAGAACUCCAGGCCACUCUGCAGGAGCUUGCUGACCUGCAGCAGAUCACGCAAGAGCUGACCACAGAGAAUGAACGCCUUGGCGAGGAGCGUGGCAUUCUGGUCGACUCCAUCUGUCAGCAAGGGGAGCGACUAGAACUGUACGGUAGACAACUGGAUUAUUUCCGAGGCCUUCUUGACGAGCAUCGGGUGGCCUAUGCCAAGGAUGAUGAAGAUGCCAAAAGCGGUCGAUAUGUGGAGCUGGAAAGGCGCUACGCCGAGCUGAACGAGGGCUCACAUUUUGAGCGGGAGCAGUUGUUGGGCGUUCAGCAACAGCUAAGCAGUGCACUCAAGAUGGCAGAAGAGGAGAACGCAGAAGCCCAAGGACUGAUGGCGGCAUUGAAGGAGCGUGUCCAUAUGGCUGAGAGAGCUGUGGAAAUGGAGCGGAGGGAACGGGCUGUCGCUAAAGCAGAAUUGGAAGCACUGAGGGUGGUGUCCGAAGGGGAGCAGGUGGAGCUGAAUCGCUGCAGAAUCCAACUUGAGCAAGAGAGGCAGAGGGUUGCCCAGCUCCUCUCCAUUCACAAUGCAGGGGAUAAGACAGACAUACGCCACCUGCUGGACAGCGAGAGAUUAGACAAAGAGCGAGCAGAAGCCAAAGCAGCUCAGUUACAAGAGGACCUGGGGCACACACGCAGUGAAGCUGCCCAGCUCCAGGAGGCAAUUAGCAAGCUGGAGGGUGAGUUCCGAGCGUUUCGUGACGAUGUCCAGGCACAGUUAGCAGAGCAGAAGCAUCUCCUGGAGCAGCAGUGCUCUGAGCUGGAGGAGAAGGACACCGAGAUCGCCGACAUGAAGGAGACCAUCUUUGAGCUGGAGGAUGAAGUCGAGCAGCAUCGUGCUGUCAAGCUUCAUGACAACCUCAUUAUUUCUGACCUGGAGAAUUCCAUCAAAAAGCUUCAUGAUCAGAAAUAUGACAUGGAGAAGGAGAUUAAGGUUCUUCACCGAAAACUGCGGGAGGAAUCAGCCGAGUGGCGGCAGUUCCAAGCUGAUCUGCAGACAGCCGUCAUCAUCGCCAACGACAUCAAGACCGAAGCUCAGGAGGAGAUCGGAGACCUGCGGCGCCGCCUGCAGGAAGCUCAAGAGAAAAAUGAGAAGAUGAACAAAGAGCUGGAUGAACUAAAUAGCAAGAAACAGGAAGAGGAGCGCGGCCGUGUGUAUAAUUAUAUGAACGCAGUAGAAAGAGACUUGGCUGCGCUGAGGCAGGGGAUGGGCCUGAGCCGACGUUCCUCCACUUCCUCUGAACCUUCACCCACUGUCAAAACACUCAUCAAGAGCUUCGACAAUGCCUCACAAGGUCCUGUUUCAGCCAGUCCUGCCGCUGCUGUUGCUGUUGCUGCUGCUAUUUCCAGAACGCCCCUCAGUCCCAGUCCCAUCAAAACCCCUCCAGCCGCUGCCGUCUCUCCCAUGCAGAGGCACACCAUCAGCUCAGCCAAACCUCUGUCAUCAAUGCUGGACAAGAGAACGAGCUACACAGACCUGAGCAUACCAGCGGACCACCACCUCCGGACCUCACCUGUAACGCGACCCAGCUGCAGCCUCCAGAGGGUGACAAACAUAGACUCGACUAAGUCUUUAUCAGUUUCUCGCAGAAGCAGUGAAGAGUUAAAGAGAGACUUGUCGGUAACAGACACAUCAACGCCAUCAUCAAUUAUUGCGUUAGGCUCGUCUUCUCCUCAGCUUUCUUUGUCGUCCAGCUCCUCCUCCCCGACCGCCUCGGUCACACCUACCACACGAGGACGUUUACGAGAGGAACGGAAGGACCCUCUGUCUGCAUUAGCCAGGGAAUAUGGAGGAUCCAAGAGGAAUGCUCUGCUCAGGUGGUGCCAGAAGAAGACUGAGGGUUAUCAGAACAUUGACAUCACCAACUUCAGCAGCAGCUGGAAUGAUGGGCUGGCUUUCUGUGCCAUACUUCACACCUAUCUGCCGGCACAUAUCCCCUACCACGAACUCAACAACCAGGACAAGAAGCGAAAUUUCACUUUGGCCUUCCAGGCAGCAGAAAGUGUGGGAAUUAAAUCGACACUGGACAUUGGUGAAAUGGUGCACACAGAAAGACCUGACUGGCAGUGUGUCAUGACCUACGUGACGGCCAUCUAUAAGUAUUUCGAGACCUGAGGAUCUUCUUGAACGUCUGCAGUCGGUUCACUUUCCUUGCUGCGGCCAAGAUGCUACAAAUUUCCCAGAUGCCUUAGCUGCGAAUCCUUACGGUUUCCUCCAGUCUGUUCCCAGAAUCCUGUAUAGCUGCUGAAACAGGCCAGAUCCUACGAAGCUUCUCCGAACUGCAGUGCUUUUGAAGAGAAGUGGGAAGUCGGUGGGAUCAUGAGCCAGCAACUUGCUUUAAGAACAUUGCUACACUAAUUAAAGUGUAUUGUGCCCACCGAGCAACACAAAUGUGUAAUUCUGAAUACGAUUGCCUUUGAAUGUUGCCUUGUUUUAUAGUUUUGUCAUAAGGAUGCCCUCUGCAUGCCAGUAUUGGUCUUAGAUUAUCAGUAUUUAUUCCAUAGAGUGAUGGCACAACAGGCUUCGCCCUCACAAAGAUGCCCGAAUAAGCUUAAAUCUGACAAAAAAAAAAGGAAUAUUUCUCCCUAAAAUACAAGUUUGCUGGCAAUUUACUCAUCCUCAGGCCAUCCAAGGUGUACAUUAGUUUGUUUCUUCAUCAGAAAAGAUUGAGAGAAAUUUGGCAUUAAAUCACUCACCAGUAGAUCUUCUGCAGUAAAUGGGUUUGUUUCUUACAAACAUGCACUGUUUUCUCUUCACAAGAUGUUAAUUAAAGGAUUACUUGUGGAUUGUUGUGUUAUUUUUAUCAGCUGUUUGGACUCUCAUUCUGACGGCACCCAUUCACUGCACCGAAUCCAUUGGUGGGCAAGUGAUGCGAUGCUAAAUUUCUCCAAAUCUGUUCUAAUGAAUUUGAAAUGAAAUGAAAUUUAGGUUUUUGAACUACUCUACUCUUUUAACAUUCAGCUUGGUUUUGUUGAUAUGUGUUUUUUUUUUAUACACUAAACGAAAGCUAAUUAUGAAUCUAAUAUGUAAUUUGUAAUGAAGCUGUUUGACAAUUUUUUUUUUUUUACUCUAUGCUCAUUCCAGCUCAUCUUUCAUCACUGAAAAUGCUGCAAGACCUUUUUUCCGCUUGAAAUGUCAGCACAAAUGAAAUGCAUGGCUGCUUGUUUUCUGUUUUACAGGAUAUUUUUCAGCAUUUCAGUUCUUUUUGUCUGCACUACUAAUCCUUAUUUGACACCUAAAGCCAGCUGGGUUCUGGAAGCUUGCUGAUUCAGAUUGAGUUUGUCUUAUGGGUGUAAAAGCACAAAUAAAAAAGGCUGAAUGUGGAUUCACUGAUAUGAAUUAUGAAAUAAGACCACUACAAUCCAGCCGCACUGUCAGCACAUGGUUAAAUCCCGUAUUGUACCUCUCCCAUUAUAUACUUUACGUCUGUCAAUAAGCCUCCGCACACAAAACCCAAGCCUUACAUGGAAAAGAAAAGGCCAAUAGCACAAUUGAUGUUUUAGAUAAACUUGCUCUGCUGUCUUCACUGCACUGCUGUUUUAACAUUUUUGUUUUGUAAAUUCUUCGAAGGGAUCAAGUGGGUUGCAGCAAAAUGAUUCUGCCAAUCACAACAGUUCAAAGUGAAUUUUAGGUCAAGGGCACGUCUUGUUUUUGCUAAACUAUAAUUUAUUCCAUUUAAGCUACGGAGAGCCCUGUCGUGUUUUAAAUGAUAGAUUUAGUUUGACAGUCCUCAGUGGUGUAUUGGUUUGUUUAUAUGUGGAAAUGUCAUUGACACUGACAUUGAAUUACCUAGAAAAGGUCAGUAGUGACAAGGAGUAUUUUUGUUUGGAUCUUCUUGUGAGAUGUAGGUUGUGACCUAAUCAUGUAAGGUUUAAUAUGAAGAUUUCGAUUUGAACCAAAUCAUGUCAUAUCAUACUGUGCUUUUCUUUAAAACAUUUUAUAAUUCAUAUGUGUAUAAAUCCUGGAAUGCCUUUUUGACACUACAUAUGCUUUUUUGUUUCACAAAGAAAGAUUCCUAGAGCACUGUAUGACAUAUCAAGGGGGAAAAAAGUACAGUAAGGUUUUGUGAGAACAAUAUUUGUGUGCACAAAUACAGUCUGAUAUUUUAAAAUGCA
This is a messenger RNA of Carassius auratus (goldfish), 5607 nucleotides long. It is a transcript of the gene specc1lb, whose product is annotated as sperm antigen with calponin homology and coiled-coil domains 1-like b. NCBI's taxonomy places the organism in Eukaryota, Metazoa, Chordata, Actinopteri, Cypriniformes, Cyprinidae. The transcript is spliced from 16 exons. The record is from RefSeq and is a predicted model, not a curated record. Gene Ontology annotation, molecular function: protein binding. The coding region runs from base 158 to 3607 and encodes 1149 amino acids.